UCUCUCUCUCUCUCUGAGUUUCUAGAAACGCUGUUUAGGCCACGAUGGAGAAGCCAGUAAAGUCCUUCACCGUCGAGUAAUGCGAUUCCAAUCGACCAAUUUACCGGUAGCCACAAGUAGGACGAAGGCGAUCCAAACUGAAUCUUAUAUGAUUCUAGUCGAACGGGAAGAUGAUCGUCAUGAAGAUGGACCGACCUUCGUCCAAAUAACGUUCCAGAUGUCGCAUAAGAAUCACGCUAUUGUGAGGGUUUACAGGGCUUUGUUCAGUGGGCCUUUUUGGGGCCUGGGCUGGUUGAAAAACACCAGUAUGCUGACUGUUUCAUUGGCUGCCGAAAACAAACUUUUAGAGGAGACCGACUCUCUAAUCGGGAGUCCAACCAUAGGUCCUGUGGCGACCAAGAGGGUCUCAAGAAACUGGUAAUUUUACUAGUGAUAUCAGAGGAUCGCUAUGUUUAUUUCUUGCUUGGCCCUAUCAAACACACUUAUCAUAACUAAAAAUUCAGGCAUAUUGUAAAUUGAUGCUUAUGAAUUAGAUGGUAAAUUACCCUCACUAACUGAAAACUUCUGGCAUAGUGGCAUCACUUGUCAUUGUCGUGAGCAGCUUAUUGCACAUAGGAAAAGAGUCAAGGCUAUUGUUGCUGAUUUUAAGUUUUAUAGACAUGGUUCAUGGAAUAUUUUUGCAUAUGUUUUUGUUUCAUUGUUAGGAGUACCAUCAAAAUGCGACUAAUCCAUGCAAUAUUUAUUUCUGGAGGAUGAAUAGCUUGU
Molecule: messenger RNA, 765 nt
Organism: Diospyros lotus (date-plum)
Lineage: Eukaryota; Viridiplantae; Streptophyta; Magnoliopsida; Ericales; Ebenaceae
Exons: 2
Coding region: 80-421 (113 amino acids)
Source: RefSeq, a predicted model, not a curated record